Lucilia cuprina (Australian sheep blowfly) is the source of this 732-nucleotide messenger RNA. RefSeq lists its product as uncharacterized. Lineage: Eukaryota; Metazoa; Arthropoda; Insecta; Diptera; Calliphoridae. The record is from RefSeq and is a predicted model, not a curated record. The transcript has 3 exons. The coding region runs from base 82 to 585 and encodes 167 amino acids.
GUCUCUUUGUUCCACUGUGUUACUUUAUUUCUUUCCAAUUUUUUUUCCUUCAAAUUAUAUUUUUAUUGACUUUUUUCUAAAAUGUCUAAAUUUUCAGAUCAUUUUAAUAGUACCACUAUAAGAGGAAGAGCUAAUGUGGCCAAAGUAACUUAUGCCUCAUUUGCUGCUAUUUAUCUAUACAAUCGUUUUAAAAAGUCCAAAAAGAAACCAGCUGAAGUUUCCCAAACAAAUGAAGCAAAUCUUAACAACCAGGAGCGACAGUUGAAAGAUAAUGGUGAAGAACAUUUUAAAUGUCCACAUUGUGACUGUGACAAAGUUAAAGAUGACUUCAAUGAUAACGAACUGCAAGAGCCAACACCCUCCAGGGAAUCAAAAACAACUACCAAGAAUUCCCAUUCUACUAAACCUGAACUUAAUCAAGAUAGCCCUAUUGCUAAGGCUGAAUCUAUGAUUAAAUCAUCUAAAACAAAAUGUGAGUCUGGCUGCAUUACCUCUUCUUCUUCUAAUCCCUCUGAAAUUACUAAUAAACAAAAUUUCUUAGAAUCCACCGAUAACACUGACUUAUUAUGGUGCUACACCAUCUAGUCAUGGCCAAAAUAAUGGGGACUCUCCUGCUCCCGACAGGGGUUCCUGUCCUUAAGAUGUUUUAAAGGAUUUCUUUUAUCAAAAAUUUAUUUAAUUUUUUAUGCUGGAAUUAAUUUUGUAAUAAAUUGUAUGAAUCGAACAUAUAUA